This is a messenger RNA of Acanthisitta chloris (rifleman), 264 nucleotides long. RefSeq names its product otospiralin (gene OTOS). The coding region runs from base 1 to 264 and encodes 87 amino acids. Gene Ontology annotation, biological process: sensory perception of sound. Lineage: Eukaryota; Metazoa; Chordata; Aves; Passeriformes; Acanthisittidae. The record is from RefSeq and is a predicted model, not a curated record. The transcript is spliced from 3 exons.
AUGACAUUUACUGCCUUUUUUUUCUUCUGCAUGCUGAUGAACAUGCUAACAGAUGCUCGAUCCAUCCGGGAUGGAGAUGAUCUCUACCAGGAAGCUGUAGCCUUGCUGUACUGGCCCUUCUCAGCCAAUGAUUUCUGGUCCUACGUGGAAUAUUUCCGGACCCUAGGAGCCUACCACAGGAUCAAUGAAAUGGCCAGAGCCUUCUUUGCCCAGUUCCCCUUUGGGAGCCACCUUGGCUAUCAUGUGCCCAACCAUGAGCACUAA